Messenger RNA from Xenopus laevis (African clawed frog), 2150 nucleotides. It is a transcript of the gene pheta1.L, whose product is annotated as PH domain containing endocytic trafficking adaptor 1 L homeolog. Gene Ontology annotation, biological process: intermembrane lipid transfer; receptor recycling; retrograde transport, endosome to Golgi. Gene Ontology annotation, cellular component: clathrin-coated vesicle; recycling endosome; trans-Golgi network. The record is from RefSeq and is a predicted model, not a curated record. The coding region runs from base 437 to 1252 and encodes 271 amino acids. The transcript has 3 exons. Lineage: Eukaryota; Metazoa; Chordata; Amphibia; Anura; Pipidae.
ACAUAGAGAAAGGAGGCUUAGCAGCUGCGAGUGGGAGGGGUCUCUAGGAACAAAUUCAUUUCCUGUUUAGGGUGGUGGAAAGAGAAAAAGUGUGCUGGACGGACAAUGGGAAGCUCCACUGAGCGAGGUGGAGAGGGGAGGCGGUGGGACCGAUGCUGAACAGCUGGGAGUCUUGAGAUGCUGGAGCGCUGUCUGCGUGUGGGGCUUCUAGCAACUCAGUGGCACAUGGAGCAGAGAGACACAGGGCUGACAUUGUGCCAACAUGACAUAUGAACCACCCCUGCCCUUCAAUACAACUCAACGACAAUAAUAGGGGUUAUGUUUUCAGGAUGGAAUAGUUGAAUUGUCCACAGCAAAACAGGAUCUGGAACCAGAAUAAGCAAAAGAACAAGUGAUAUUAAGUAUAUAUGUUACUGGACUCCAAGGCAGUAACAAUAUGAAGCUAAAUGAACGGAAUGUGGUGUAUUAUGCCACAAGCAAAUCUCCAGUGGACAAGCGUGGCUACCUGUUUAAGAAGGGGGACCGCAAUACUAGCUAUAACAAGCGAUGGUUUGUGCUGAAAGGUAACACACUCUUCUACUUUGACAAUGAGGAAAGCAGAGAGCCUCUUGGAGUUAUUAUACUGGAAGGUUGCAGGGUGGAACUUUGCGAGUCUUCAGAGGAAUUUGCUUUUGCCAUCAAAUUCGAGUUCACCAAGUCAAGAGCAUACAUUCUGGCUGCUGAUAACCAGAUUACUAUGGAAUCCUGGGUAAAAUCUCUCUCCAGAGCUAACUUUGAAUACAUUAGACUUGUCGUAGUUGAACUUCAGCAGCAGUUAAAGGAAAUGAAAACUAGUACCACCUCUUAUAAAAUUCAGGGGGUGACAGAAAAAGAUAAGCAGUUGUCUUGUAAUGCACACCAGUUUCUGUCUCAAGACCUUCAUGAGAAAACAGCAUGUUGUGUGCAAAAAGACCAUAUUGAUGCAACGGGGAACCACAUCCCUGUUGCUGUAGCAAAUGGUUCUGUCUGCAACUGUGAGGAAAAAGACUUGAGGUGCCUACGUUCCAGUUUGAAGGGCAGUUCCCUGCCUGAUUCUCUUUCUAUGCAAACUCAAGUGAUUCCUAAAACGGAUGAAGAUGAUAUGUGCCUUUCUACCAAAGGAGGAGCAGAGUCCCCAACAUUCAGUAGUUUUGAAAAACUGCAUGAUUUUUUUGGAGAAGAAAUUGUGGCUCUAAGGGCCAAAUGGAUUGAAGUGUUACAAAAACAGUUGUGACCCAAAAUGUGGUAAAAAGAGUGUAAAAAAAUGGCACUAUUGGCUUGACAUAUGCAUUUGAUGAACAUUCUUUUAUCAUUGGACACUAUCAUGUUUAAGCAAAGCAAAAUGAACAAAUUCAGAUUCAUUACAACAAUUUUUUUAUACUGGGAGAAUGUUAUGUUACACAUGAUUUUACUUCGUCUUAAAAUAUGACUUGCCCUAUGUAUGAGUGUCUGUCCUCAUAGGGAUUUCUUUUCCUUUAAACAGAGCAGCAUAGCCCAUUAAAUGCCUUAACACUGGUACCAUUGAGAGGUGGGCUGCUGCCUGUCAGCAUAGUGUAAAGAAAAUACUUAAUUUUUCCUGGAUCACAGGUCCUGGCGAUACAUAGGGCUCCCUUUUUGUUUUCUUAACUGUAAGUAUUGUUAGACUGUCUUAUGGUUCUGGCUUCAACUUUCGUGUCACUAGUUAAAUAAAAGCACAGCUGGGGGGAGAUUUCACUAAAUUCACUCAUGUCUUGCAUGGUGGUAGUAUUCGUGCUUCCACAUUAAGCCAUCACUUAUGAUUUGCACUGUUUAUUGACAUUUAUCUAAAGGGGCAAUAGAUGAAUUAUUUUCACCAGAGUAGAUAGGGCUAUGGUACAUGCAGGGUUAAUAAGCUUAAACUCUGGUAGCUUUCCAUUAGGUGAAUGAUCUGGGGGGGGGGGAGUAGUCUAUUAGUACCCAGUUCACUGGGACCAAAUCAGUUUUAUGUGUUAGUGCAACCUGGUCAAUGUCUGCAUUAAUUCCAUCGUUCCCUUGUGGCCAUAUUUGCAAUUGCAUGUAGUACAUCAGAGCUGGCUGUAUAGCUAUGGAAUCCGUUAUCCGGAAACCCGUUAUCCAUAAAGCUUAGAGUUAUGGAAAGGCCAUCUCUCAUAGAA